Molecule: messenger RNA, 2542 nt
Organism: Scylla paramamosain (green mud crab)
Lineage: Eukaryota; Metazoa; Arthropoda; Malacostraca; Decapoda; Portunidae
Product: mucin-2-like
Exons: 3
Coding region: 114-953 (279 amino acids)
Source: RefSeq, a predicted model, not a curated record
UGGGGGAAAAGGCGGGAGGGGAGGACGGGAGGAAAGUAAGAAGCUAUAAAAGACGCUGGCGGUUCGCGAAUACACUCAUUUGGACAUUACAUCCAACAGGCGCCGCUCACAAGAUGUCAGGCAGCACCGUAGCCUCAACACUGACCCUGGUGGUCCUGGCGUGCCUCGGUGUCAGCAGUGUGUGUCAAGAUGGUGUGGAGCCGAGCCCUUCUGACGCCACCACUGGAUCCGUAGUACUUACGAGCUCAGAAACACGACUGCUAACUUUCAAGACGCAUCUGACCACGCAGUGGAACACGAUCAGCCAUACCUUGGUGUUGUUCCCGACUUGCACCACCGCGGCACAGGGAGUGUCGUCCUGUGAGGGCAGCGACCACUUCCCCGAUGGCAUCUUCAGCCCCACGCUCACCACCACCGCUGUCGCCACGCCGACACCACCACAUGUGUCUGGAGAAAGCGAAACAGUCAGCACUACCGCCAACGUGGUGGAGGCCGUGCUGCCCUCCUGUGACUGUGGUCAGGACACCAAAGGACGCCGCACGCCGAGGAUUCUGCCCGAGGAGGACAUCAUUACCAUCCACACCACGUUCCAGGUCACCACGACUACGAUCCUCACUCACACCGCCCCCGUCACCGUCUCCAUCACCUAUGACGGAUGUGUGCCCGCUGAUGCCAUCUCCACGACCUCCUGCCUUGCCUCCCCCACCACACUCACCAUCAGCAGCAUUGACUUCACCACCUCUGGCAACAUCAUCACAUCCAUUACAAGCUACACCACCACUUCCACCACCAGUUCAAUCGACCUCAUUACCUUCACCACCUCCGGCAGCAGCGUCACAACCUUUACCAGCUUCACCACCAUUUCCACCACCAGUUCAAUCGACGCCAUUGCCGUCACCACCUCUUCCACUCUCGUCACCAACGGCGCCGCCACUCUGGCUACCGCAAGCUAGACAGACACAUACUCCCAGGGGCGCCUCCAUAUGGCUUUCUCUCCAGUACCUCCCCAGGGCAGCGACACUCCACAGGAAAGUAUUGUCCCAGAAUUGCACGGGGUCAACUUUCUAUACUGCGGCAUCAUGGAAAUUAAGGGCAGCCAGUUUCUGCUUACAAGUGCUUCUCAAAGUGUAGAAAUUCGUCCUACUCUGCCCGUCGUUUUAUCUUGAUUCGUCGUUUUAUUUUCUUUGAUUGGUUAACUUGUUGAUUCGGCCAUGAGCUCAUUUGUUUAGUUUACGUUCCCACAUUUACCUUCUUUAGGCCUCCGUUCCUUAGUUGUUGUUAUGUACAGAACUUCCAAUCCUUUUACACUCUGUUCUCUACCGCAGCCAUCCACACACCUGUCAAUACAACCCUCCACACACCUAUCAACACAAACCUUCACACAGUCAUCAACACAGCCCUUCACACACACAUCAAACAGCCCUCCAAAUACCCAUCCACACACACACAUCAACACAGUCCUCCACACACCUUUCAAUACACCUCUCCACACACCUAUCAACACACACCUAUAAACACACUUCACUGCAGACAUUCCACCACAGCCUCCUACAUAGUCAGUCCACUAAAAUCUUCCACUAUAGUCGUCGGCAUUACAAUCAAACUGUCUUUUUUAUUCCCACCACAAUGCAGCCACACCCAGCCAUCUUCCUGUGUCACAUCUUCCUCCAGGCAAACUUUUCCCUUUUUCCAAGACUACCGUAGAGGGUUACUUACACUUGCUCUACCUAUCCUUAUCCUACUUUAUCCUGUUCUACUCUACCACGCUGUAACUCUGCCCUCAAAACUACUACUACUACUCAAACUACUCAAGUCACACUGAUAGGACAGCACACUUCAAGAACACACUCAAUGUUUUGUAUCUUUUGAACACAUCAAACGUAGCUAUUCACUGAACACACUCCUAUAUAUAUAUCUGACUUGCUAUUUUGUUAUUUUGUAUCGAAUGGUAUACAAAUGACGCUGUGAACUUCUAGUACAAACUUAUUGGAUUACGUGAAGAUGAGUCACUCCAGCUACUUUUGGUGUGGGUUAGGUUAGGUAAAGUUACGAUAGGGUGGUUGAUUAGGUUAGGUUAGGUUACGUCACGUUGCGUAGCGUUGGUUUGUGUUGUUUAGUUUAAGUUAGAUUAAGUAAGGUUAGUGUUUGGUUGUGCUGUUAGGUUAGGUUAGGAUGUGAGGCGUUUGUCUGUGUUGCGUUGUCAAGAUUGGCCUGGAAAUGGGCCGCGACAUCUAAAGGAGAUCCAUGGCUUCUACCGAGAUGAUACGUAUGGUAAUAAUAAUUUUAGAGUUAGCCUUGAAGUUAAAUUAUAUUAGGUCAGUUAUAUUAGUUCUCUUGGAUAGGCAAUAUCGUGUAAAACUAUGUUAGGUAAGAUUAUGUAACUUACACUAACCUAAAUUAAUCUAAAUUAUCAUUAACAAAACUAGUUGGUGUCACUGAUCUUGGUGUGAUUCAACUUACUAUUUAGAGGGAGUUUGUCGCCCUGCGUGAUGACUCCCUGUUUCAUGUUCUGAAUAACGGCGUAAUAAAACACCUUACAACA